Trichomycterus rosablanca is the source of this 1420-nucleotide messenger RNA. It is a transcript of the gene pard6a, whose product is annotated as par-6 family cell polarity regulator alpha. Gene Ontology annotation, molecular function: protein binding. NCBI's taxonomy places the organism in Eukaryota, Metazoa, Chordata, Actinopteri, Siluriformes, Trichomycteridae. Gene Ontology annotation, cellular component: nucleus; cell cortex; apical plasma membrane. The transcript is spliced from 3 exons. The record is from RefSeq and is a predicted model, not a curated record. Bases 1 to 1152 code for a protein of 383 amino acids. Gene Ontology annotation, biological process: regulation of cellular localization; centrosome cycle; establishment or maintenance of cell polarity.
AUGUCGAGGAAUCAGAGGACGCCGCAGAAAAACACCGACAAUGUGGUGGAGGUGAAGAGCAAAUUUGAAGCAGAGUACAGGCGCUUUGCACUUCAGAGGAAUGGAAUUGUCAGCUUCGAGGAGUUUUACCGGCUUCUGCAGACUGUACACCGCAUUCCUGGUGUGGAUGUGCUACUGGGCUACGCUGAUGUCCACGGAGACUUGCUGCCCAUCAACAAUGACGAUAACUUCCAAAAAGCCCUGUCUUCUGCUAACCCUUUGUUGAGGAUUAUCAUCCAGAGGAGAGAUGUGGAAGAGCCUGUGGUCUUUGGCACAAACUCUCUGCAGAGAAGAAAGAAGGGUCUGCCAGGCCUGCGCGCCGCCCAACAAAAAAACAAGGCAUCCUUGUUGAUCAGCCUUCCACAGGACUUUCGCCAGAUCUCGUCCAUCAUCGACGUGGACAUUCUGCCUGAAACUCACCGGCGUGUGCGUCUGCACAAGCACGGCACCCAUAAACCUCUGGGCUUCUACAUCCGUGACGGUGUGAGCGUUCGUGUCACACAGCAGGGUGUAGAGAAAGUACCUGGUGUUUUCAUUUCCCGCCUGGUUCGGGGAGGCUUGGCCGAAAGCACUGGCUUGCUCGGAGUCAACGAUGAGAUCCUGGAAGUCAACGGCAUUGAUGUGGCCGGCAAGUCGCUGGAUCAGGUGACAGACAUGAUGGUGGCCAACAGCCAUAAUCUAAUUGUGACGGUUAAGCCGGCCAACCAGCGCAACAACGUUGUGCACAGAGGCAGCAAAAACUCAGUUGGAAAUUCUGCUGGUUCCGCAGGUUCUGCAGUUUCCCAGGACUCCAUCCCCAGCCCUGCUUCUCAAACUGUUAGCCAGUAUAGCAACAGUGUAUUGGAAGAAGAUAGCGAUGAUGAUGAAUCCGAUCUCAUCAUUGAGAGUGAUAAUCUGCCUUCCUAUAAGCCCCACCAUCUGACCAAUGGAAAUGGCAUCCACAGCAUUGCAUCACUGGGUGCUUUUGGACAGAGGUCUCUCCCUCAGAGCGUCUCGUUGCCCAGUAGCAGCUCUCAGAGCUCACUGACCACACCUACACACAACAGCAGCUCCCAUAAGACGAGCAGCAGCCAGGAGAGCAUGAGAGAGGACGGCAACGUUAUUACAUUGUGAACAACCCUGUAAUCAUAUUAGAUGAUUUAUAUGAAGACUUUAUGCACAAUUAAACUAUGUGAAGGCUAAAUGCACUGUUUUAUGGUACUGAAGAUGUUGAUCUCCCUUAGGACUCAAGGGCAGGAAAAGGGGGAUGAAAAAGGAGUUAAUAAGGGUUGAGUGCAACCUUGUUCUGGACAAUGUGUGCCACCUCAUAGAAGUGCCUUAUGGUCUAAUUUUAUCUCAAUACUAAGGUCAUUUAUCUCAUAUAUCAAGAAAAAAAACUGUC